UGAGAGAUAACGCCAUCCAUGCCGUGCCAAAAGACUCCAAAACCUUUGCCUCCUGAUCCAAAAAGUAUCGUACAUCCCUUUCUGAAGCAUGUGUCAGAUCGUCCCACGCCUAUCCCUGCUAAACGCCGGGAACUUCUCCAACAAACUCUUCGACGAGGCAACCCUCUGCAACCCCGUCAUCGUCGGACUCAUCGUCCUCCUCCUCUCCCUCUCCUCCUCCUUCGUCCUCCCGAAAAUACUACCCCUUCGCGAACUCCCCGCACUCGACCCCGGACUCGUCUUCUCAUGCUCCAUCCCAUCGGCUUUGACGACCCAGAUCGCCUGGUCAUCCAGAUUCUCGCUCAAUUCGAGACCGGAGCCGAACCAUUUCCAGCGAACGUAUUUUCCGGAGCGAGUUUUAAGGAACAUGCGGUCGCCUUCGACGAUGGGGCGUUCACAGUGGCGGUAGGGUUCGUCGACAUGGAUGAUGCGGAAGAUGGUGUGGUAGUUGUCGUGGCUCGGCAAAAGAAUGUCCUCUUCCGCCGGAUGCUUGAUUUGCACGCAAUCCCCGAAUUUGAUAGUGGAGGGUGGGUGGAAAGAUGUCGUGGGCGAGUUAGGCGGGGUUGGGUUCAGGUGGAUCGGGACGGGCAGGAGUAAGAGUGAUUCAGUUGGGUUGCG
Molecule: messenger RNA, 657 nt
Organism: Saitoella complicata NRRL Y-17804
Lineage: Eukaryota; Fungi; Ascomycota; Saitoellomycetes; Saitoellales; Saitoellaceae
Exons: 1
Source: RefSeq, a predicted model, not a curated record